Messenger RNA from Aspergillus neoniger CBS 115656, 492 nucleotides. RefSeq lists its product as uncharacterized. The coding region runs from base 1 to 492 and encodes 163 amino acids. The record is from RefSeq and is a predicted model, not a curated record. The transcript has a single exon. Lineage: Eukaryota; Fungi; Ascomycota; Eurotiomycetes; Eurotiales; Aspergillaceae.
AUGCAUUCUCCGUUACGGCCGCCCAGCACCAUGUGGUACACCGCGUUGCAGCAAAAGUCGAUUCUUGACUGGAAGCGUCCGUUCGAUGUAUGUCCUCUCAGUCGGGCUGGUGAUAAUGACUUUCAGAAUAGCCAGACAUGCAUCGUUCUGACUGAUCCGAUACAACUUUUGGAUCACAGAAUAGAAGUCUUCAUCCCAGAAAUCUUUGUCCUGGGCGCUAACAUCAUCAAUCACACAGAUAAUCUGGUUUUCAAGGGUGAGCUGCAGGAAACAGCUCCCGGAAGAUCAGGCAAAGCGAUUUUACGUCCAACCAUCUGUUUAUAUGGCCGAAGGAGCGUUUACCGGGUGGAGUGGCAGUCGAAGGCCAUUCGUACACAUGUGUUGCGUCAUAAGACUUCUCAUAAGCUCCUUUGGACCACUAAGUUCAUCUCUGGAGGACUCAUGCUGGGUUCAGAGGAGAUGCAACAGAAAGUGAUUUUGGCCCUGGGAUAG